Molecule: messenger RNA, 1005 nt
Organism: Thamnophis elegans (Western terrestrial garter snake)
Lineage: Eukaryota; Metazoa; Chordata; Lepidosauria; Squamata; Natricidae
Product: alpha-(1,3)-fucosyltransferase 4-like
Exons: 4
Coding region: 1-1005 (334 amino acids)
Cellular component (GO): membrane
Molecular function (GO): alpha-(1->3)-fucosyltransferase activity
Source: RefSeq, a predicted model, not a curated record
AUGCGAGCGUCGGCCGGGGAAGCGCCGGAGACCAAGGCGGGGGACUCCGGGAGCCGGAUCUACGGCGAGAGCAAUGACGGGGGGCAACCCUGGAAGAAGUUUGUGUAUGUUGAACCACCAAGGAGAGUCAGGGAAGUCCUUGAGGAAGAGCUGUAUUUCCAGAGGGAUGAGUGCAGAAUCAGACACCCUUCAGAAGGUGCUGCUGCCACCGCCACCAAUCCCCACUGCCUGGAACCACCCAAAAACGUAACGCAUAGAGGUCAAAAGCAGGGUGCGCAGAGGUGGGGCUGCCGCCGUGAGGCUUUUUUCGCUGCCGCUGCCUGCUGCACUCUGAUCGGCUGGUACACGGCCAGCAGCGUGAAGGACGCCAGGGCGCUUCAAAGCCCCUGGCGGGAGGAAAAAGACCCCGAGGCAGUGACGGUGCUGGUGUGGUGGGUGCCUUUCAGGAGCGGCGGCAGAGUCGCCGGCGGCUGCAUGCAAUUCAACAUCAGCGCCUGCCGCCUCUCCGCCAACCGCAGCCUCCUGCCCCAGGCGCACGCCAUCCUCUUCCAUCACCGGGACCUGCAGAGCCAUGGCCUCGCCCGGCUGCCCCGGCAGAGGCCGCGGGACCAGCGGUGGGUCUGGAUGAACUUUGAGUCACCCAGCCACACCGGGGGCCUGCGAGACCUGGGCAGCCUUUUCCACUGGACUAUGUCCUACCGAGCAGAUUCGGAUGUCUUUGUACCCUAUGGAUACCUCCAGCUUUGCCCGGAGCCCCUGGUCCAGUUGGCCUUGCCCAAGAAGACCAAGCUGGUGGCCUGGGUGAUCAGUAACUGGAAUGAAGAUCAAGCCCGGGUCGGUUAUUACCACCAGCUGAGAAGGUAUCUCCCCAUUCAUGUGUAUGGAUCUCACGGACUGAGGCUCAUGGACAACAACGUGGUGAAGACCAUCUCGGAAUACAAGUUUUAUUUGGCUUUUGAGAACUCCCAGCAUAAGGACUACAUUUAUAAAAAUUACAUAUGCUAG